AUGGUAGCUGAACCAGUACAAGCAACUAUUGAAACGUUGUCAUAUCUAUAUAACAAAACUAAUGACUUCAUAAAUACUCAACAUGGAAACGUCUCAAUUUCAGAUUUGUACGAUCAAAUAACGCUGUAUAAUCCGUUUAAUCAUGAUCUUACCAUUACCAUUCAUCAAAAUACCAAUCAUAAUCGGAAAAUCACAAGUCCUAUCAAAGAGAAGUUUGCUCAGAGUUUUGUCGAACAUAAAUGGAAGUAUAUAUCUAUCCUUACUGUGGGACUUGGAGUGGGGACGUAUGUGUUUUAUCAGCAAGUUUAUAAACCAGUGUUAUUGAUAGAGAAUGCCAAUAACAACAAUAAUAAAUUAAAGAGGAGGGUUCCAAAGUUAUCGAAUGGAGCAAGAGGGGAUGUGGUGUUGAUUAUUGGAUCACCUACUGAACCAUUAACGAGAUUGAUUGCGUUGGAUUUUGAAAAGAGAGGAUUUAUCGUAUAUUUAACUAUCCUUGAUGAGAAAGAUUUUAAAUACGUUGAAUCAAAUCCUAUCACUGAUGAUAUUAAUUAUUUAAAUUUGAAUGAAUCAGUUAGUUUUGAAAGUCAAUUGAUUAAAUUCCAACAAUUAUUAGAAUUGGCAGUUAUACCGUUCCCAGGAGCUGAAUCUCAUAAUUUAACAUUAAAAGCCAUUGUAUUCUCUCCUCAACUAUAUUUCCCCAUUGGUCCUAUUGAGAAUGUUAUGAUUUCAACUUGGUCAAAAUUACAAGAUAAGAUGUUUAUCUAUUUAAAAUUGUUUUCAUCCGGAUUAAUAAAUUUAGCAAGAUUACAACUGAGUAAGAUUAUUUUAAUUUAUCCUAAUAUCAUAAGUUCAUUAUCGAUUCCUUAUCAUUCACCAGAAACACUUUUCCAAACUCAAUUGAAAAGUCUAUUCACGAUCUUAACUCGAGAAGUAUCUCAACAUAAUUUAUCUGUAACUCAAGUUAAAUUAGGGAAUUUAAAUAUAUCAAAUCAAAGAUCAAAUACAUCCCAGAGAACUACAGCAUUAAUCAAUUCAGAAAUUAAAAAUUGGAAUGAAGAUAUCAAAUCGUUAUAUGCCGAUAAUUUCUCCAAAUCUCAAUAUAAAUCAAACCCUAUAAAAUCAAGUGGAGGUGGUAAAGGGACUAGUCUUCGAGAAUUAUAUCAUAUAUUAUUUGAUUUGAUAUAUACCCCACCUAAUCGUAGGAAUCCAUCGAUAGUGUAUUGUGGAACAGGAGCUAGAUCGUACGAUAUUAUAUCGGGAUUGAUACCUGAAUCUUGGAUUGAAUGGAUCUUACGAUAG
Scheffersomyces coipomensis is the source of this 1299-nucleotide messenger RNA. RefSeq lists its product as uncharacterized. The record is from RefSeq and is a predicted model, not a curated record. Bases 1 to 1299 code for a protein of 432 amino acids. The transcript has a single exon. Lineage: Eukaryota; Fungi; Ascomycota; Pichiomycetes; Serinales; Debaryomycetaceae.